Messenger RNA from Aphidius gifuensis, 881 nucleotides. RefSeq names its product chymotrypsin-1-like. The record is from RefSeq and is a predicted model, not a curated record. Bases 47 to 850 code for a protein of 267 amino acids. The transcript is spliced from 5 exons. Gene Ontology annotation, biological process: proteolysis. NCBI's taxonomy places the organism in Eukaryota, Metazoa, Arthropoda, Insecta, Hymenoptera, Braconidae. Gene Ontology annotation, molecular function: serine-type endopeptidase activity.
UGCGAGAGACAGUGGUAAAAAAAACUCCAAUAUUAUUGUCAUCAUCAUGAAGCAAUUUUUGGUGCUUAUUGUUUUAAUAAUAAUUAAAAGUGUCUUUUCUAAGCAACCUUCAAAAAUAAUAAAUGGUGUAGUUGCUUAUGACGGACGUCAUCCUUAUCAAGUAUCUAUACGUAAAAACAAUGAACAUAUUUGUAGUGGAAGUAUACUAGAUCCAUUUCAUGUUCUUACUGCUGCACAAUGUUUAAGAAAUAAUGAAGGAAAAUUAUUUUAUGAUUUGUCAAAUUUUACUGUUUCAUCUGGUACCAACAAUAUUGCAACAACUAUUCCAGUUACUCAUCCGGUGUAUAAAGCGUAUAUUCCAAAAACUUUUAGUACAGCAGAUGUGUACAUAAAUGAUAUAGCUGUACUUCGGCUUUCUAGAGGAAUUCCAGUAGACAGAUAUCGACAAUCAAUUAAAUUACCUGAAGUUGAUGUUCCUGAAAAUGCAAGUGUUAUUUUAAGUGGAUGGGGAGUUUUAAAUGAUACGGAAACUUUGACUAUUUUUGAUCAACCUACUUAUUUAAGAACUCUGAUAACAACAGUUAUUAAUAAUGAAGACUGUGAAAAUUAUCAUCAUCGAAAAAUUUAUCCUCAACAUCUUUGUACAUUAAAAGAUCGUGGAUAUGGAUUUUGUACUGGUGAUGCUGGGAAUCCUCUUGUUUAUGAAAAUACAAUUGUUGGUAUUGCUUCAUGGGUUGUAAGCUGUGCCAGAGGCAUGCCAGAUGUUUACACACGAGUUUACCAGUUUGUUCCUUGGAUUAAAGCAAUAUUAAAAAUGUCCGACCAAAAAUUAAAUUUCUUUUUGCAAUAAAAAAAGAAAAAAGAAAGUGAGGUAAAAAAAU